Molecule: messenger RNA, 625 nt
Organism: Dioscorea cayenensis subsp. rotundata (Guinea yam)
Lineage: Eukaryota; Viridiplantae; Streptophyta; Magnoliopsida; Dioscoreales; Dioscoreaceae
Exons: 1
Coding region: 61-522 (153 amino acids)
Cellular component (GO): chloroplast thylakoid
Source: RefSeq, a predicted model, not a curated record
GCUCUCAAUACGAAAUCUCGACUCGCAACCACAAACACUUCAAAGCUCUCGUCUUCUCCAAUGGCUUCGACAUCGCCCUCGCUCCUCCUCCUCCACUCCCUUCCUCGCCGCACCGCCAUCCACUGCCUCGCCGCCUCUCCACCUCCCUCUCCCCACUCCCUCACCCGGCGACGAUCACUUCUCCUCCUCGCCGCGCCGUUUCUCGCGGUGCCCGUGCCGGCGCUGGCGCAGGACAUUCCGUUGUUCGGGCUGCGCAAGAGGCUCCAGGUGAUCGAAAGGGAUGCAGAGGAGAUAGUGAAAGAAGGUGAGAAGAUCGUGGAGGAGGGCAUCGAGGUUGCCGGGAAGGAGAUUGAGGUUGUUGAGAAGGAGAUCGAUACAGCGAAAACUGGGCUUGAGCUUGGUCUUGAGCUUGGCCUAGGUGGAGAUCUCGCGCAGGUUGGAGCCGUGACGGCAGCGGAGGUCGUCGGGGUUUUGGCUGCCGUCUCCGUCGUCAAUGGGAUUCUUGGACCCGAAUCUCAGUAGCCCUAAUUUUUUAUAUAUAUAUAAUUUCGUAAAACUUUUAUCUGUAAAUGCAUGUUGGAGAUGAAAAUUUUAUUUUAUUAUAUAUAUAAUUUUAUUUAAUUUA